AUGUUCGGGAUCCAGGAGCAUCUGAUUCGAGAAGUGAGCGGAUUAAAGGAGAGACGUCUUGGGGAGGAGAUGGAUCCAGUCCGGUCCUGGGUGCGCAAUGUCGGUGUUGUGGAUGCGAACGUAGCGGCGCAAAGUGGAGUAGCUCUGUCCAGAGCUCAUUUUGAGAAGCAGCCGCCCUCCAACCUCCGCAAGUCCAACUUCUUUCACUUUGUGCUGGCACUAUACGACCGCCAUGGGCAGCCUGUGGAGGUGGAAAGGACGGCAUUUGUCGACUUUGUGGAGCAUGACAAGACGGGAGAAAAGACAAACAACGGCACGCACUACAAGCUGCAGCUCCUCUACAGCAAUGGUGAGGUUCGCACGGAGCAGGAUCUUUAUGCACGACUUAUCGACUCUGUCACUAAACAGCCUAUAGCGUAUGAAGGACAAAACAAGAAUCCAGAAAUGUGCAGAGUCCUGCUCACACACGAGGUUAUGUGCAGCCGCUGUUGUGAGAAGAAAAGUUGUGGCAACCGAAACGAGACGCCAUCUGACCCCGUCAUCAUUGACAGAUUUUUCUUUGGUUUUUUCCUGAAAUGUAACCAGAAUUGUCUGAAGACGGCAGGAAACCCGAGGGAUAUGAGGAGAUUUCAGGUGGUCCUGUCCAGCACCGUGAGCGUCGACGGCCACGUCCUCGCAGUGUCUGACAACAUGUUCGUCCACAACAACUCCAAGCACGGCCGCAGAGCCCGCAGACUUGAACCAGGAGAGUCUGCAGAGAAUUCUAUGGAGUAUGCGACCCCGUGUAUCAAAGCCAUCAGUCCCAGUGAGGGCUGGACCACAGGGGCCAUGGUCAUCGUCAUUGGGGAGAACUUCUUUGACGGGCUGCAGGUGGUGUUUGGCAGCAUGCUGGUGUGGAGUGAGCUGAUCACACCGCACGCUAUCCGUGUGCAGACACCUCCUCGACACAUCCCUGGGGUCGUGGAGGUCACACUGUCCUAUAAAUCUAAACAGUUCUGCAAAGGAGCGCCUGGACGCUUCAUCUACACAGCCCUAAAUGAGCCGACUAUAGACUACGGUUUCCAGCGCCUUCAAAAGGUCAUUCCUCGACACCCUGGUGACCCGGAGAAACUAGCUAAGGAGAUCCUUCUGAAGAGAGCAGCAGAUCUUGUGGAGGCCCUGUAUGGAAAUCCACACAGUAAUCAGGACAUGCUGCUAAAACGUGCAGCCGACAUUGCAGAGGCGCUCUACAGCGUUCCUCGUCCUCACAGCCAGCUGCAGGCACUGCCCAGCUCACCUGCACAUGGCAGUGUAAUGGGCCUGGGCUCUUACCCCUCUCAGCUCGGCGUUAGCAUUGGGGAUCCAGGACAGAGCAGCCAAGGUUACAUUAGAAAUUCCAGCAGUUUGUCUCCGAGGGGUUACCCAUCAGCCUCCACUCCUCAGCAGUCCAGCUAUGGGGGCGGAGGGAUGACCGGAGGCUAUGGGACGGUUCCCAUGACAAGCCUGGGUGUACCUGGAUCUCCUGGUUUCAGCAGUGCCUCCCCUACAGGCUCUCCUUACAUUAUGCCCUCAAGCCCCACCAUACCAGGAAGCUCCAGCUCCUCUUCGUCUCUCUUGCCUUUCUCCUCCUUCCCGUCCGCUGCUAAACAGAAGAGUGCUUUUGCUCCGGUACUCAGGCCCCAGGGCUCUCCCUCCCCUGCCUGCCCCGCCUCAGGGGGGAACAGCUUCAGAGCGAUGACGGGCCUGGUUGUUCCCCCGAUGUAGCAAAGCACCCACCCCAAUCUACCCCCAGCCACUGCUUCACUUAGCCCCUGCUUUGGCAUUAAGAGGGCAGGGAGGAUGGAAAAUUGAUCACUAGCAACCAUGUUUAAACGUCCCUCCUGAGUUACCCCUUUGCCAUUUCUUAGGCAGUUUUUCAUCCAGGUGGAUGAACAGGACGGGGUUUUAAAAAAGUCCAAAGACCAGCCAUCUCCUCUCGAGGCAGGGCAGAAUACUUCACCCACAGCUACAGGCACAAGGCUCCUUAACUGACAGCAGCAGACUGAACUGGAUACUGCUCUUUUUGUCAUGAAGUGUCUGCAUUUUGAGAGGAAACAAAGGAAAUCUUGAGCCUCUAAGCAUCAGAAUGAACCUCUUGCCUACAUCACAUGCAGUACAUGGAUCUCCAAAAUCGGCCCAAACCGUGACCAGAGGCGUUCAAGACAUGUCAUGAUGAGAGCAUUUACAGCUGUUGGAUGAAGGAAAACUGUAAUGUUGCAGCUCUGAGAAGGGUGCUAUUUGUCUGUGUAUGGACACCUUAAUGGCAUGUGUGUUCACUGUCUGUGAGUUAGUGAGAGCUUCUUUUAUAGUAGACUUUUUGAAGACAAUUUACAUUCCAGAAAAAUAGACCCUUUAUUUUUUGUUCUGAUCUCUACGGUUUUACAAGGGAGAACUCUUUGUCUCGAGGGUUAUUACUAAAGGAAUUCAUAUAUUGAUUUAUUUAAGAACAAGCAAUUUAACUUAUUAUAGUUAGUAUAGGGAAUAUAAAACGUGUUUUAUAAAGUGGUCCUUUUCCAACUGUGGCUGAAUGAAGUUAUCUCAACAAUUGCUAAUUAAUUUGUCAAAUGUUCACAGGGAAUUGCUCUGAAACUUUGGAUUAAAACAACCAGUUUUCAGGUUCUUGCAUAAAGGAAAUAUGUUAGAUAGCCGUAUCCUUUUUAAUUUCACUUUUUAAUGCAUGCUUUGUCACAGCAAUGCCCUGAUAUUAUUUCAUUCCACAUUGCAAAUUUUGCAUUAUAUGACUACAACUUAUAGAUUGUGCAGUUUCAUUUUAAAUGUCUCAACCAAGCACAGGUCUCCACUCACUAUGCAGUACGGUCAAUGAAAGCACAAGCUGCUCAGAACAAGAACGAGGCAUACGAGGCGUUCAUGAACCCAUAUCAUGCUCAUCUCCCUAUUACUGAUCUUUGUCUAUGUAACACAAACUUCAUUCUCAGGAUGUGAAAUCAAAGAACACAAAGAGUAGCUGACAUUUUCAAAUUUGUUUUUAGAGUUUGGUUAAUUUUAUUUAUUUAAAAGUUAUUACCAAUUUAAUAUUAUG
Notolabrus celidotus (New Zealand spotty) is the source of this 3058-nucleotide messenger RNA. Its product is annotated as transcription factor COE2-like. The record is from RefSeq and is a predicted model, not a curated record. Lineage: Eukaryota; Metazoa; Chordata; Actinopteri; Labriformes; Labridae. Gene Ontology annotation, biological process: regulation of transcription by RNA polymerase II. Gene Ontology annotation, molecular function: RNA polymerase II cis-regulatory region sequence-specific DNA binding; DNA-binding transcription factor activity, RNA polymerase II-specific.